Molecule: messenger RNA, 546 nt
Organism: Fusarium vanettenii 77-13-4
Lineage: Eukaryota; Fungi; Ascomycota; Sordariomycetes; Hypocreales; Nectriaceae
Exons: 1
Coding region: 1-546 (181 amino acids)
Source: RefSeq, a predicted model, not a curated record
AUGGCACGUGUUCAGAAAUCUCGCAAGGCCGCCUCCUCUGCCACCGCCCGCCACGUCAAGCGCGCCAAGAAGCCGGCUGUUGUGCCCAAGGUGGCGCCGCCCAAGCCCGUCCGUACCGAUAUGAUUCUCGCGAUGAACGACCCCUACAUGCAACAGAUCAUCGACGGCACCAAGACCCACGAGUUCAGAAAGUACAACAUGGCCGGCGUCAAGAGAAUCUGGUUUUAUCGCACCGCACCACAUUCCGCCAUCACACACAUCUGCCCCGUGGACGAGGCCGUCACCCGAAACCCGGGCGACAAGCCCCUCCCCGAAGACGGCCUGGGGAACAAGGAGUACAAUGAGGAGCAUGUGGACUACGAAGGCUACGACUACGCAUAUCGCAUCAAAGAGGUGUAUGAGAUCAACGCAGAGGGGGGAAAGGGGAUUGCAUGGGCAAUGAUGAGAGAUGAGCAUAGCAUGAAGAUUGCACCUCGUGGAAGAGUUACUGUCCCAGUUUCCAUGGUGGCGCAAUACCCUCUGGAGAACCAGCGCAAGAUUCGUUAG